AUGGCUAUCUGCGCAAACUCGUGUCUUGUAUCCUUCGAAGCCCUCGAAUCUAAUCCAACCUGGUAAUGACCAGUUAAAAAUGUAUAUUUUAUAAUAUAAUUCAUAUAUGUGUAUAUAUAUAUAUAUAUAUGAUUUUUGGGUAAUUUAUAAAAAUUAUAACACAAUUUAAUGUAUUUUUCUUAUUAACUGUUUAUCAUUAAUAAAAUAAUCUAUUAAAAUAUUAGUAUUAGUAAUUUAAAUGAUAAAAAUAAUAAAUAAAUUGAUAGAAUUGAAAGUUAAAUAAUAAAUUGGCAGUUUAUAAAUAUAUAAUAGUUAUAAUGGUUAAUCCACGUGAGCGUGAAGAGAGAUUAUGGUCGAGUGUUGUAUCUCGUAUCUUGGUUAAUACAAUUUCACAUCCCAUUGAAUAUGCCAAAGUAUUAAUACAAAUAGGACAUGAACCAAUAUUACCUCGUGAAACUAGAACAUUAUUUGGUAAACCAGCUCUAGCAUUGCCAAAUAUUUUUCAAUAUGUGAGAUAUAUAAAAGCUGUUGAUGGUUUUACUGGUUGCUAUCGUGGUCUGGUUCCAAAAUUAUGUGCUUACACUGUCAAUGGUGUUAUUAUGGAAAAAGUCAAUGAUUCAUAUUUAUUUACUAAAAUAUUUCCACAAGUACAAGAUGAUGAUGAAGACAUUGAAGAAUUACCUGAAGAAAAGAGAAAAGCAGCUUAUCGUCGUGAAUUUAUAAAAGAUGCUAUUUGUAAAAUUGCUGGAAUAAUAGCUAGUCAUCCACUGGACGUUGUUGCUAUUAGGAUGAUGGCACAAUUUGUUGGAGGCGAAGAUAAAUACAAAAGUGUAUUAAGUUCAAUUAUUGAAGUAUACAAAGAAAAUGGUAUAAUGGGUUAUUAUUCUGGUUUAGUACCACGAUUGAUAGCAAAUGUAUCAACAUUAGCACUUGUCAGUUAUUCAACUUACCUUAUAAAUAAAUAUUUUGUUCAUGAUCAUGAUACAAUGACAUAUAUAUCAGCAAUGGUAACACUUGUUGCAACAACAGUUACUUAUCCAUUUCUCGUUGUCUACAAUUGUAUGGCUGUAACUGAUUCUGGAUUAGCUGCUGGUUCACCUCCUCACAUGCCAAUUUAUACAUCAUGGAUUGAUUGCUGGAGACAUUUAUCAGCAACAAACCAACUUAAACGUGGUAGCAGUCUUUUGUGGCGUUACUACACUGGUCCAACCGCAAUUAUUAAUGGAAAAUUAGUUAUGCUCAAUAAAACACAAUACUAUUCUUUUUAAAUAUUCAAUUCUGUUUUUUUUUUUUUUUUUUUUUU
This is a messenger RNA of Microplitis demolitor, 1303 nucleotides long. Its product is annotated as mitochondrial carrier homolog 2. The record is from RefSeq and is a predicted model, not a curated record. The transcript is spliced from 4 exons. NCBI's taxonomy places the organism in Eukaryota, Metazoa, Arthropoda, Insecta, Hymenoptera, Braconidae. Gene Ontology annotation, biological process: transmembrane transport. Bases 318 to 1268 code for a protein of 316 amino acids.